AUGUUUUGGUUCUCCGAGUCAAAUACGGAAGGAAUAAUUACCUUGGAUUUCAACAAGCCGAGGUUCUCAAUUGGUAUCAGUGAAUUGCAUUUAUCUUAUUUAGACAAGAAAUCUAUAGACGAAGUUGCCAAUGUGGCUCAAGAUUUAAAAGGUUUAGAAACCCUAAAAUUAGAAAUGUCAACUGUUGAAGAACAAUGGGCAAUGUUUUUACGAAAAUUAGAUGAUGACACUAUACCAUCAGAUCAUGCCGAAGAAGAAUGCAACAAAUUGAUUGAUCUAUUGAGAAAAGAUUACAAAGAAGAGAAGAUUAUUAAAAAUUCAUAUUAUCAUACAGUGAUUGCAAAUGAUAUUAUUAUGAAUGAAUGGUCAAUACGUAAUUCUUCAAAAGCUAAACCUGCUUUGAGUCAUUUUGAGAAAGCUGUUCAAUUAGAUGAAGCUGCUUCUGGUGCGGCGCAUUUAGGUAUAGCCUGGUGUACACUUAUAAUUCAAGAUAAGAAUUAUAAAAAGAAAGCACUUGAAUCAUUUGAUAAAUCAUUAAAAAUCUUAUCGAAUGAAAUGGCAAUGUUAAAUUCAAUGCAAUUACUUUUAGAACAAAAACAACCGACAUUUAUUGGUAGUGAACUAUAUAAACAGCUUAUGACGAAAGUAACUAUUUUAGGUACAUAUUUAAAUAGUGUUCAAAGUAAUAUCGGUGCGAUUAAGAAAUCUUUGAGACUUAUUGAUUUGAUUGAAAUUAAACAACAAUCGAAUAGCAAU
This is a messenger RNA of Didymodactylos carnosus, 756 nucleotides long. The record is from the annotation of a GenBank genome assembly. NCBI's taxonomy places the organism in Eukaryota, Metazoa, Rotifera, Eurotatoria, Philodinida, Philodinidae.